AUGUCGCGAUACCUCCGUCCUGCUGCCCGGGCAGCUGCCUCUGUUUCGCGAGCAACCCCCUUUGCCGCAUCCGCCAUCCGAUCGGUUCCCCGCGCCACUUCCACAUUUACUCUGCAGAGAAGGACAUACGCAGAGAGCAAGGGCGUCAAGGAGUACACAGUCCGUGAGGCCCUGAACGAGGCGCUAGCUGAGGAGCUUGAGCAAAAUGACAAGGUCUUCAUCAUGGGUGAGGAGGUUGCUCAGUACAACGGUGCCUACAAGGUGACCAAGGGACUCUUGGACCGCUUCGGCGACCGCCGUGUCAUUGACACUCCCAUCACCGAGUCGGGUUUCUGUGGUCUGGCUGUCGGAGCUGCCCUCAGUGGCCUGCACCCCGUCACCGAGUUCAUGACCUUCAACUUUGCCAUGCAGGCCAUUGACCAGAUUGUCAACUCUGCCGCCAAGACCCUGUACAUGUCUGGUGGUAUCCAGCCCUGCAACAUCACUUUCCGUGGCCCCAACGGUUUCGCCGCCGGUGUCGCCGCCCAGCACUCCCAGGACUACAGUGCCUGGUACGGCUCCAUCCCCGGUCUCAAGGUCGUCAGCCCUUGGUCCGCCGAAGAUGCCAAGGGUCUGCUGAAGGCUGCCAUCCGCGACCCCAACCCCGUCGUCGUCCUCGAGAACGAGCUCAUGUACGGUCAAUCCUUCCCCAUGUCCGAGGCCGCCCAGAAGGACGACUUCGUCCUUCCCUUUGGCAAGGCCAAGAUUGAGCGCUCCGGCAAGGACUUGACCAUCGUCACCCUCUCCCGAUGCGUCGGUCAGGCUCUUACUGCCGCUGAGGGCCUCAAGAAGAACUACGGUGUCGAAGCCGAGGUCAUCAACCUGCGAUCCGUCAAGCCUCUCGACGUCGAGACCAUUGUCAACAGUGUCAAGAAGACCGGUCGCCUGGUCUCUGUCACCUCUGACUUCCCUGCCUUUGGUCUCGGUGCCGAGAUCCUGGCUCUGACCAUGGAGUACGCUUUCGACUACCUCGAGGCUCCCGCCCAGCGUAUUACUGGUGCUGAGGUGCCUACCCCCUACGCCCAGGGUCUGGAGCUCAUGAGCUUCCCUACCGAGAAGCUGAUUGAGGACUACUGUGCCAAGAUGCUCAAGGUAUAA
This is a messenger RNA of Pestalotiopsis fici W106-1, 1137 nucleotides long. Its product is annotated as Pyruvate dehydrogenase E1 component subunit beta. NCBI's taxonomy places the organism in Eukaryota, Fungi, Ascomycota, Sordariomycetes, Amphisphaeriales, Sporocadaceae. Gene Ontology annotation, biological process: pyruvate decarboxylation to acetyl-CoA. The transcript has a single exon. Bases 1 to 1137 code for a protein of 378 amino acids. The record is from RefSeq and is a predicted model, not a curated record. Gene Ontology annotation, molecular function: pyruvate dehydrogenase (acetyl-transferring) activity.